AUGUCUGGUGGUCAAACAUAUGGUUUUAUAACAGAACUUUUUUUUGAUGUUUUCUCCUCGAAAGAAUUACAUUGUUUCUACGAAGAUUUCCUAUUAUACAGCGAUAUAAGUAUUUCUACUCGGGUUGUUGAUACUGAAUCGCAAUUGUUACAUAUGCGAAUUAGAUCACCGAGCAAAAAUAUUAGUAAAUGGUAUGAAGGAAUCGAUCAAGCGGAAUUCAGUGGAAUGCUACGAGAAGGAGGUACGUAUGAAAUUUGUACAAAAGUAGACGUAACAGGUACGCGACACGUACGUUUAAUGCUAGUUAUCUAUGCUCAUCAUCGAGGAACAAAAAAUAAAGCUAAUAAACUUAAAAAAGAACAUCAUGAAACAACAGAAAAAAUGAACGAAUCGAUAAGCAAUUUGAGGGAAAUGAUAGCUUCAUCUGCAUUUGCAUUAAAGCAACUGAAAUCAACACGUGAUAUACAUUUGCAAAUUAAAAAUGCCAAUAAUAUUGAUAUGUUUUCAUUAAUACAAACAAUUAUUAUUCUAUGCACAGCGAUUGUGCAAGUUUUUAUUAUUCGAAAAUUUUUCUCUAACACUUCUAAAAUUGUUAGAUAA
Brugia pahangi is the source of this 600-nucleotide messenger RNA. NCBI's taxonomy places the organism in Eukaryota, Metazoa, Nematoda, Chromadorea, Rhabditida, Onchocercidae. The record is from the annotation of a GenBank genome assembly.